This is a messenger RNA of Passer domesticus (house sparrow), 2974 nucleotides long. RefSeq names its product alkB homolog 1, histone H2A dioxygenase (gene ALKBH1). The record is from RefSeq and is a predicted model, not a curated record. Lineage: Eukaryota; Metazoa; Chordata; Aves; Passeriformes; Passeridae. The transcript is spliced from 6 exons. Gene Ontology annotation, molecular function: ferrous iron binding; broad specificity oxidative DNA demethylase activity; oxidative RNA demethylase activity. Bases 240 to 1856 code for a protein of 538 amino acids. Gene Ontology annotation, cellular component: cytoplasm; nucleus. Gene Ontology annotation, biological process: oxidative RNA demethylation.
CAAAAACUUUAUUCUCUGUCAGAACAAUGUCAACACGAUGACAGAGAAACUCAAAGCACUUAAGAUUAAUUAUUCAGAAAUGGCAGCAUCAACAGGAUGCUGAAAGAUGUAGUUUGUAAAGCUGCUUGAAAGCCAACAGAAACCACUAAGCUUCAAUAAGGCCGAGCGCUGGCAGACAAGUAGUGCGCUCCUGGAAGGAGCUAAGGGUGGAGAGCGCUGAAAACCUCACAGAGUUCAAGAUGAGGGGUCCAGACUGCAGCUCCAAGGAAGCGGGGGAGCUGCUUCGGGAAAGGCCUCAGCCGCAGGAGCAGCCGGCGGCUCUUCCCCGCUUCGCCGAGAAGACACGAAGUGCAGCCCGGAGGACGCGCGGGUACUCACGAAAGGCAGCUGGCACCUCUGCACCGACCCGAACUGGGAGAAGUACUCCUUCAGCUCCUCUGCGGGAAAACGCACCAGCUUACCCGGGCCCGGCGCCUCCGCGCAGCCGCGCUGCCCUGGCCCGACCCUGGCCCGCGCCGGUACACGCGGCGAGGCCGCCCAACCCCGCCAGCCCCAGCAGCGGCGAGGAAUGGGAAGGGGGGCGCAGACUCACUGCUCGACACCGUCCAGGGAAUCUCAGCCACGAAGAUGUCGAAGAGCCGCCGGGAGCGCCGCCCGACCGCCCGCACCGCACUGGCCGCCGCCAUGUCGGGACUGCGGUGAGAGGGAGGGACGGGGAGAGGGAGGGGCGGCCCCGCCCCGGCCGGCCCGAAAUGGCGGCGGCGGCCCUGACCCGCGAGGGUGGGGAGGAUGCCUUCCGCCGGCUCUUUCGCUUCUAUCGGCAGCGCGACGCGUCUGACCUGCGGGGCGUGGUGGACUUCUCUGCGCCGGGGGGCCAGGUGUUCAGAUCACAGCUCAGUAUUUCUUCAGUCAGUGAUCAAGAUGCCUACAGAGCAGGAUUACAGCCAGUUAGUCAGUGGAAAGCCUAUGGCCUCAGUGGGUAUCCAGGGUUUAUUUUCAUACCAAACCCUUUCCUUCCUGGCUGCCAGCGUCACUGGGUGAAGCAGUGUCUCAAGCUAUACCCUGAGAAACCCAAUGUCUGCAACCUGGACCUGCACAUGGCUCCUGAGAAGACCACUGACCUGUGGGGACAGAGCAAGGAGCAGCUGAGAAGGAAAGGUUCCAGUAAAUGGGAGCCCAGGAGCCUAUUGGAGAAGCUGCGCUGGGUGACCCUUGGUUACCAUUAUAACUGGGAUACUAAGAAGUACUCAGCAAAUCACCACACUCCUUUCCCCUCAGACCUUGCAUUCCUAUCAGAACAAGUGGCUGCAGCCUGUGGGUUUCGGGGUUUCCAAGCCCAAGCAGGGAUCUUGAACUACUAUCACUUUGACUCUUCACUGGGAAUUCAUGUGGAUGAGUCUGAACUAGACCAUUCUCGGCCCCUGCUGUCAUUCAGUUUUGGGCAAUCCUCAAUAUUUUUGCUUGGGGGCCUGAAGCGGGAGGAGGCGCCGACAGCGAUGUUCAUGCACAGCGGGGAUAUCAUGGUGAUGUCUGGCUUCAGCCGCCUGCUGUACCACGCUGUCCCCAGGGUCCUCGCCAACCCUGAGGGGACAGCUCUGCCUUCCUGCCUCGACCAAGCUCUUCCUUCAGACCUUCCUGUUGGCUCAGUCAUUGAGCACAGCUCUGAUGAGGACUGGCAGGUGUGUGCCAAGUACCUGCAGUCCUCCCGCAUCAACAUGACUGUUCGACAGGUGUUGGCUGAGGGUCAGAAAUUUCCAGAGGAAUCUGGGACAAAUGGAAAGGGCCAAGCACCCUCUGAAGACAGUUAUCAUGAGAACAGCAAAGCCAAAAGACAUAAACCAAACAGAGUCAGCUGAGACCAGGCCAUAGUACUGACAUGGACCAGACAGGCAAUCUCCGUGUGGAAUUAGGAACUGGUGUAAUACUGGAAGUCACUUGUCUGUAUUGCAGUUAAUAAACCUGUGCAGAAUAAAUGUAGUCCUCUUGCUGUAAUAAAUGGGUAGAAGGAGAAGAAAAAUAAUUUAAAAAGAAAAGAAGGAUAAGUUCAGGACUGGGACUCAGGAGAUUAAUUCUGUUGGCAUUUUGUUGCAAAUGUUUACUGUACUCUGUUUCCUUUAAAACACCUGUAUGUCAGAGAACUUUAAGCUUGGUUAAGCUUAAAUGGUUUAAGCUUUUGCUGAAGCUUGGUUUAAGCUUUAGGAGUGAUGCUUAUAAAGUAUUUUGAAAUCAUUGGGCAGAGAGUGUUAGCAAAAGAUACAUAAUUGCUAUGGGAUAGAGAAUCCUGUUGGGCUUGUAAAGCUCAGCUGAAGCAAAGUAACAAGUAUGUAUGAGAAUAGGCUGCUAUGGAUGUAAGACCUACCUGCAGCAUUUUCCAGAUAAUUACUUCUACAGCAAAAAUGGGUUCAGUGGUCAGAAACUGGCAGCUCCCUCAAGCAACACCUGCUGUAAGCUUUGCAUAGUCCUGUGCUCUCCUUUUGCCUGUUUGCAUCCCCUCAGCUGCAGCAGAAUCUGCUUUUAGUAAUGGUACUGAACAUCUUGUCUCCGAUUUUAGAAACGUUUGGGAGCAAUAUCUACUUAGAAUAUCUAGUAGCUCCCAACUGGGUCUCCUCCCAGCAGUAAGUAUGUGACUGAGCCCAACAUGGCCAUUCUUUCAAAACUGCCCUCUCCUAAGUGCCUGUGUGUUACAGUUCUCCAGUCCCGAGCUAGCAUCUGUAAGGAGCAGGAUGACUUGCAAAUAAUAGCAAUGAAGCUGUAAAUUAAGUACCUAAAAAAUUAAUCAGUGACUAUCUCUGUCACCCAAAGAUAAAUAUAUUGAAACAAAGAAAAGCACUGGCUUUUGUGCUAGUUCUUUUUAAGAUUCAGACCAUCCUAUCUAGUUUUUAAUGCAAUUUUAAUUGUUGGAGUGGAAUGCACUAUCCCUAGGGUAUUUUGUUGCACUUUCACAAUGAAUAAACUUACUUGGUUUUAAAUUAAA